Messenger RNA from Anoplopoma fimbria (sablefish), 7380 nucleotides. It is a transcript of the gene slc2a4rg, whose product is annotated as SLC2A4 regulator. The record is from RefSeq and is a predicted model, not a curated record. The transcript is spliced from 8 exons. Gene Ontology annotation, cellular component: nucleus. Gene Ontology annotation, molecular function: RNA polymerase II cis-regulatory region sequence-specific DNA binding; DNA-binding transcription factor activity. Gene Ontology annotation, biological process: regulation of transcription by RNA polymerase II. Bases 149 to 1558 code for a protein of 469 amino acids. Lineage: Eukaryota; Metazoa; Chordata; Actinopteri; Perciformes; Anoplopomatidae.
AUAUCCUCUGGUAGUCGGUGGCAAACUUUACACGUAGACUAGAACAGGAGUCAAGACACUCACGACAAUCCUGAUAAAUGUAUCUGACUCCAGAAUUCUGCACUAAAAUCUAUAGAAAGCUGGUUUUCUUUCUUUAGUCCGUCCGAACAUGGAUUCCAGAUAUGUCUUGGAGCAGACCAGGGUCGUCGGGGCGGAUUUCAGCUACCGGGAGGGCCGCUCCGUGCUCCGUGACACACGGGUCCCCACGGCGGGGAACGGCGGCCCUGCACCGGUGUGCACAACAGGGAAGGUGUUUUACAAAUGCAUCAUGGAGGUGAAAGGAGAGAGAGGCUCUGCGGGUGGUCGGAUGCUCCAAGACGCGGAAAAACCGGGCCUCGGGGACCACAAAGAAGCGGGUUCCUCUGGGAUCUUGAAGAGGGCCAGUCCGACUCACUGCCCCGGCGUAAACGGGCAGUUGCCGGGCUGCUUCAUGCACUUGGACAUCAGGAACCCAGGGAAACUGGCAGAGAUCGCCAACAACUUUAGGGCAGCACAAGGACGGAGCGUCCCACCGGCGGAGACACAACACCUCCCUUCCUCCCACAUCCCCGUCCCCAGAAACAGGAAGCCCUCAGGUCAUGCUGAUAAAGAGGUGAUGGCUGCCACCGUCCUGACCUCACUGUCCACAUCCCCUUUGGUGCUCAACCCUCCCUCUGCACCCACAGUCCCAGAGACGGCCAGCAGGGCCUGGAAGGAGGUGCUGUCGGCCAGCUACAGCAGCUCCACCAGUGGCAACUGGAGCUGGGACGCCAGCGACCAAUCGGUGCCCUCCACGCCGUCACCCCCUCUCUCCAACGACGCCAACAAGAACUUCCUGCUAUCAUCCCAGGGUGAUGAUGUCAUCGAGGAUGUGUCGGAGAGCACGCACUUCAUGUUUGAGGACCCCAUACCUAGGAAGCGAAAGAACUCCAUGAAGGUGAUGUUCAAGUGCUUGUGGAAGAACUGUGAAAAGGUCCUCAGCACCUCCUCAGGGAUCCAGAGACACGUCCGUAUCGUCCACCUGGGGCGGAGCAGCGACUCGGACUACAGCGACGGAGAGGAGGACUUCUACUACUCAGAGAUCGAGGUGAACAUGGACAGCCUGACGGAGGGCCUGUCCAGCCUCACGCCCACCUCCCCCACCACGUGCGGCCCUCCGCCCGUCUUCCCUCCGCCGCUCACCGCCGUCCCUCACUCCGAGCACAUCAACGUGAGUGGCCCGCAGAGCCCCGCCCCCACGCUGCUCAGCCAGUCCGCUCCAUCCACGCUCUGCCACAUCCGCACCGACCACGCCUACCAGGGUCCGGUGACUCACGUCCGGACCGUUAGCAUCGGUGAGAAGAGGCAGCCGGCAGCCAUCACACACACACCGCUGAACAAGAACCACGCUCUGAUAACACCGGCUCCUAAAUCAGCUCCAGGAAACAGGAAACCCCGCGGGGAGGCGAAGAAGUGCCGAAAGGUGUACGGCAUGGAGAAGAGAGACAUGUGGUGCACAGCCUGUCGCUGGAAAAAAGCCUGCCAGAGAUUCACCGACUAAUCCAGACCCCACCUUCUACGAGUCCGUGAUGAAAUGAGCUCUUCCUCACUCGGAGCGACGGCUGGAGGUGGACUCUUCCACCGAGGGAGACGAAGGGAGGAAGAGGGGAGGAUUUCUUCACGAACUGAGCUCUCAGUGCCGCUUCCUCCGGACCCAGCGGGGGGGUUCGCCUUCUCUCUUUUCCCCGUUUGCAAACACACAAAGAGAAAAUAAAAAUGCGGAUAAAAACAAACAAAAAAAAGGACUUACUGCAGGUUGGGAGACUUUUUUUUUCUUCUCUAAAGCUGAAACUGAAUAAGGAAAAACAUCUAAUCUGGAACAAUCUGAUUCAUUGUUUUUGUUUUACCUUUUCCACUUUUCCACUUUUCACAGCCUCAACUCAAGGCAAUGUUUAAGGACUACAGAUAAGCUUUUCUUUUUUUGUCAGUAUAAUCUGUUCAUUAUAGGAGCAUCAUGUAGUUACUGUUUAUGGGGUGAAUCAUGACUUUUAACACCAGAUAACACUUCUGUAGCAUAUCCGCUUUUUUAACUGUUCCUCUUACAACCAACAGUUUUGAGUGUACUCUUAAAUCUAACAUCACCGUCUUCUGCAGCCUUCCCGGAUACAGACUUUAUUUUUAUCGACAUAUUAUUCAUUAUCUACUUCCUGUUCAUUAAGCAAACUUCAGCAAAGCCAGCUAAUCUUCUUGUAAUAUUUUGUAAUUUUUUUUUUUGCAAUGAUGCACAGAAAACGCUCAAACACGAAAAGUGGUACAAAAAAAAUGUUUCCCCCUUUUGACUUUCCAGAUUAUUUUUUUGAGAGAUGUACACAAUAUAUGAAUUAUCUCUUGAGAAACGCACCUUGAAGAAAUAAGUCGUCUUUUAGAGUAUCACUGAAGCCACAGCGUAUGUCUGAGAUAUAUCUAUUCUUACACAGAGUUUAUUUUCAGCAGUGAUUUUGCUGAAGCAACUUGUAGUUGCACCGUGCAAUCGGCAGGAUUACAGCGUUUGAUAUUGUCUUGCUUUGUGGUUGUCGUUGAUGUUAGGGUUGUUUUCUUUGACAGCUGACGUUCUUAAAGAGAUUGUUUCCUACAAUGAAUGACAACUGCCCUUUGUAUCUUUAACGUAGAGCCUGACGGAUGUACAUAGGUGAAUAACGUAGAGAUUGUAACCCAACGAUCACUUCCUGUUUAUAAAUCAGGCAUUUGAAUCCAUUUUUAUUUUACAGUUUUAAAUGGAGAAGUUACCCAACUCACUGCAGCAUUUGUAGAUAACUUCAUAGGAACCAAGACUUUUAUUUCCUGUGUUUUUAUUAGAUGUAUUUUAAUCCUUCAGAAUGCUAUCUCACUCUGGUAGAACAUUUUGGAAAAAGAAAAAUGAGAAUCAAGUCUGAAUUUAAAACUUUUACUUUUUUUUAGAAGUGGCCUGAAAAACCUUAAUGUAAGAACUACGUUCCCAAGUUUUAGAUGAAAUAUAAAAUAUAGGUGGUAGAUUUUUAGAUAGUUAGAAAUAGUCAUUUUUUCUUAUAAUUCCCUUUGACUUGUAUUAAAAAGAAAAGCAAUAUUUCCCCACCGUUAAAAAAUGUGAAUCUUCCAUUUUAAAGCCCGUUUUAUUGCCUGUUGCAUUUUAAUGAAUUAUCCAAGAUGAACAACAAUGAAAGAAAAAAAAUAAAAAUAAAGCAGCUUGGAUUUUUACUGCAAGACAUAUUUUUGCUGCAUUAAAGGAACGUUCCUAUAAAAACAGUUCAACAAUUUAACUAAUUAUUCUUUGAAGGUCACCAGCCUAAAACUGUUCUCCUCCAGCGUUUGUAAUUGUCUUAAUAGUGAUCUCUUAUUGGGGAUAAUUAUGAUGAAAGUAAAAUGGAUAACUGCAAGUCAGUAGUCGUUUUUUACUCAUUCAUAAAUUCCCUCUUUUGUAAAGUUGUUGUUAACUUGUUCUGAUUUGACAAAAAUGAUAUUUUCAAGAUAAUAACCUGCUUCCUCCUAAACAAUAGACAAGUCCAUUAAUUUAUUUAUAUCAAAACAAAUCACAAAGUUCCCUCACAAACUGGUAUUUAUUCUGAUCUGCCGACAGUAGAUGUAUAUUAAUGUAAUUUGUCAGCAGCAGACUCAACUCUCUCAAGCGCUCCUGACACUGAAACGACCUGAUCGCCAUGGCGACGUGUGACAAACACGGGGCGCCAUCCGUCCUCUCCUGUACGAGCAGGGCCGAGGUACAGUUACGACUUCAGACCUCCCGUCGCCAUAGAAACACCUGUGCUUCAAACGCUGUCGGCACAAGGUCGCUGGUGCUGUGUACCACGGUUAAAGGAGACCGAGGCUUGAAUUCAGACAUAUAAAACACAUGUUAGCCGUUAUAAUAAUUAAUGAUAUCUCAUUUCACAUCACAUUAUUUGUGUGAUCUGAAAAAAUAAACGCCUGUAAAUCGUUUAUUUCCAGCCGCAUCCCAGAUAAGCUUCUUCCGGUCAGAAACUUCACAAAGUGCCAAUGAAAAGAACAUAAAAAGGAGAAUAAAGGUUUACUGACCUGAUGAAAUUGCACUACGUUGCUCUGCGCAAAAAGACAUGUUUUUAUACAUGGAUGUUUUAUAUUCACAAAUAUUGAAGUGAAAGGACUUGUUGUUUUUUCUCAAAGAGGGUGGGAGGGAUGUCGUCACUGCCUGAUGGAUUAAAUGGGGUGUCAGGGAUUAAGGGGUCCCCCAUUACUAAAAAAAGAAGGUGAUUUGACAGUUAAUGUCUGGUCUCUCGUUGUCAGAGUGCUGAACACACUGGCUGUUGUCGAGGUGUGGUACUUAUGUAGUCAGUCACUCUGCCUUUCCUUGGAGAAGUGCCAAGGACCUUGUCUCAGUGAUGUGAAAACAACGGUCUCAGUCAGCCGCUACACAUUAAUGAUAACAGAUGCUUAUACAAUGCUUUAUUGCCUGGUAUUUUUUUUAUUUUUCUUACAAUAUUCACACACUUUUUAUCCAUAACGCACGUCUUUGUGCUUCCUUUCUUAUUUUACAUUUUACUGAGCUAGAGGUAGAAACUGUGUAGAUCCUGUUAUUAGUGCUGGAUACCACUUUUGAUUUUAAUCUUUGGUUUGCAACCCAUCAGGUCUCUCUCCAUCCGAGGCUCUUUAAGAUUCCACCAGAAGGGUUAGAGGUCGAUGCCUUUUGAUGGAUGUCAAUGGGACCGAUUGUGUCACUAUUCCACCUCUUGAAAUUCACCGUUGUCUGUCCCGUUCUCAGAGACGCCUUGAGGGAAUUUUCUCCAAAUUUGGCACAAACGUCCACUAGCACUCAAGGUUAAACUGAUUACAUUUUAGUGGUCAAAGGUCACCGUGACCUUAGUCAUAACUAAAGAAUUCACAUGCUUAACUAGCAAUGUGCACUCAGUAGAAUGCAAAUAUCUGCCAGGUGUGUCUGAAUCAACCACUGCUGUAUUGGUGAUUAAAUUAAUACAACCCACAAUUGGCUAACCCCACCCGUCUAGACACUAAUGGACUCUAAUGUGUAGUAAAACAAACAUCAGUUACUCUCAAAAACAAGCAGUGACGUACGCAGGCAAUGGUCUCGAAGUUGUUGUAUAAGACGUUUUCAAACAAUCUGACCUCGAAGUGGUGACGAUGUACUCAGUAGUGUGUGUUCAAGUAGCUCUGUUAGCUGUUUCCCCGCUGCUGGGGGAUCGGCGAUGCACUCAGCUGUGUUUAUUCCUAGCGGCCCAAAACAGUAUAAAAAGAUAAUAAAAUCUGUUUUGAGAAAGUGUGAGUCACCACAAAACACGGGAGGUCCUUUUGCACGCAUCCAUAACCUGCAGCCCAAAAUAUAUAAUGCAGAUUUCUGCAAGAAUAUGAGAAAGAUAAGCCGUGGACAGACACAGAGAUGCACACUCACUCACUCUUUUAAUUAAUUAACUUCAAAGGCGUCAUUACGUAUGUUUUUUUUAGAUUCGGGACAGACUGAGAUUUCAAGUUGCACUAAAUUGUUCACCGUGACGAUCCAGACUCGGGUGGAAUCAGUAAGAGCUUGGCUCAUGGCCAGAGAGAACUGUGGGUACAAAGAUGCUUUUUAUGGACUUUAUGGAUGAAUUCAAAUUUCACCUUUUAAGAUGAGAGAUGGAGAUUGACUGUUAACGGGUUUGCAGUGGAGAGUUGAUGGCGAGCAGACACACGAGAGGCGCAGUGACGAUAUGGAUGGAAUUUUGCAGUUUCAGGGCUUUCUUGUAAAUAUGCAACAUAAAGAGAACCGUGAGGCGCUUCUUUUUUUUCAUAUAUUGUUGUUUUCUCUUGUUGUUAUCUUGUUAUAUGAUUUUAUUUUUUUUACAGCAUAGUUGCUCAGAAUAUUUUCUUUCAUUUUUUCAUUUUUUUCAAAGUCGAUUGAGAAGCUAUAUUGAACAUAACACGUAAAAAAAGAUUAAAUGUACAUUGUAGCUUAAAGGCAAAGGGGAGAAAAACAAAAAUCUGUUGAAUGUAAAACCUUCAAAAACACGUUUUUCUUUUUUGUUGUUAUAUUUCUUUGUCUAGUUUUCUGCCUGUAGCGUUUUUCUAUCCAAAUCUUUUUAACCCCUUCACAUCUGUCGCCACACUGCUAAUUCAUAUCAAAUAAUGCAACCAUGCAGUAUUGCUUUAUUAUCUUACUUUGUGCAAUGAGAUGCUUUAUAAUUGUGACAUCACACUGUUUGUCUUUUUGUCUUUCUCCCCGCCAAAACAAUUGUCAUUUCUCGUCGUGGAUUGUUGUUUGUGGUUGUGACGUUAAGUUGUUGUUAGGCAGGAUAAUUCUUUCGAGCUUUUUUAAGACGUUAACCGUGUGGGAAUCUUUAUCCUGCCCUGCACAUUCCAACCGACAGCACGCUUUUUUGUCCGUUUCUUUUUCUAGCGUCUUCCACUUGUUUCCUAACAGACUUAUCCUCCUCGUCUCCUGUCCUCUCCAGCUUUACUGUGGUCCCACCCAAGCCUUUACCCAGUUUAUUAAGCUAAACUAAAAACCCUUGAAAUGUGCAUUAAAAACAAAAACAUAAAAAAGCCUUUCAUUUUUAUUUCCACGUGUUUUAAAAUAAUUUACGUGCUGCUUUCUUUUGAAUGUUAUUUGUCAGUUUUUUGUGUGCAAACCAGCAGCAGCAGCAGCAGCAAAGCCAAUAGAUCUCCUUUUUCCAAAUCAAAUGUAAUGUAAUGCAUUGCAACGGCAGCUCCACUCAGUUCUCUGCUUCGUCUGCUGUGCUCUCAUUGUUGUCUGUCCUGGCUUUUUUUCCUCCUGUUGUGUUUUUACUGAGCCUUAAAACUGGCUGGUGCGAAAACUGACUCCUGCUUGUUUUUCCUCACUGAUUGAUUGAUUGAUUGGUUGAUUGAUUGAUUGAUUGUCUGGUUGAAUUUGAGGUUGUUUUGCAUGUCUAGAAUCUCUAUUUUUUUCUUGUUCUUAUUGUUGUUUUUUUUGUUAGGAGAUACAACACUGAAGGGUUUUAUGUGUUCGAUUUCACCUUUCAGUAACCGAUAACCCGAGGCUGAUGUGGUUUGUUUUCCUCCUGAAAAAAAAAAGCUCACUGCAGCCAGACAAACACACUUUUUUUAUUUUUUUUUGAGGGUAAACGUGACGUCAGCCUCAGGUCUUCACUGGCAAGGCAAGAUUUCUCCCGUGUGUGUGGUGUGUGUGUGUGUGUGUAUGUGUGAUGGAUCAGCCUCUGGUCUUCAUCAGCAGUCCCACGCACGGUGGAGGAAGCACUUUCUGAGGAGUGGUUCACUCAAGGAGUAUUUGUGUGAAUGUCAAGCCUUACGACUAGCGCUUGAAAAGAUGGAUGAACCUGUAUGAUGCUGAUAAUGUGAUCUAUGUGAUGUAAUGUGACGGAAAGAAAAUAAACCUGAAUGGAAGAA